AUGAUAGCAUAUAGUGAUAAAGGAAGCUCCUCUUUGGGACAUAGUGAAUUAUUCCGAAUGUCGGGUCAGUCGGGCUAUCUGGCCGGCCCUCAGGCUAGUGCUCUCCGGAUGUUGUACCCGCAGCUGGCGUAUGCCGGCUACCCGGGAAACUUGGCGGCGCUCGCGCUCGCUUCACAUGGACAGUACCCGUACGAAUACGCACAGACGCUCGCAUCUCAGAUGAACUUUGCCAUGGACACUGCAGGGCUAGCUGCCCGGAAGUCCAUGACGCUCUCACCCAACAGUUCUAUCUCGGACGGCAAGGAUGACAGAUACCUCAACAAAGAUGAUAGUGACAGCGAGUGUAGCGAGGGGGCGGCGGGGAAGAGGCGGCGAACGCGAACCAAUUUCACGGGCUGGCAGCUGGAGGAGCUCGAGCGCGCCUUCCAAGAGUCCCACUACCCGGACGUCUUCAUGAGGGAGGCGCUUGCCAUGCGCCUGGAUCUUGUUGAAUCCAGAGUACAGGUAUGGUUCCAAAACCGACGCGCAAAAUUCCGUAAGCGUGAUAAUACAAAGAAGGGUCCCGGCCGGCCUGCACACAACGCGCACCCACAGACGUGCAGCGGGGAACCAAUGAACCAAGAGGAAAUCCAACGCCGGGAACAGGAGCGUCUUGAGAAGAAACGCCGCAAACAAGAAGACCGCUUGCGCAAAAUGGAAGAAAAGCGAAAACUUCUGAACCCAAACGAUGUGGAAGGUAACCGAAAGUUACAGGAGGAAUAUGACAAUGAAAUGAAUGCGCUUGACUCUGUAAGUGACACUAAUGACUGUGACCAGAAAUUGGACGAUGAAUCAGACGUAGACGUUGUCGAAGAUCGAAAGAUCGGCUGUGCUUUUAGUAUUGACCGGCUGCUUGAGGAGCCGCGAGUUCCCAGGGGCCGCAGACCUAAUUGCAAAUACCCGCGGGUCCAGGCCAGCAAAUCCUUCCCCCAGCUCGGGGUGGGCAUGGCACCCCUGUUCCCGGUCACACAACCUAUUGGAUUUGUUGUGGAACAGAGGCAGGAUGAAUUUAAGUCCGAUAUAGACAAUAUGGACCUCAGCUCUUUCUCAGACGAGGGCGUCCAGUCCAUGGCGCCCAAAUCAGAUUUGCAAUACACACACCCAGUCCUGGACGAGAGUGGACACUCCGACCGUCAGUCCUCCGACUCCGAUGACGACAUUGACGUCACAGACGAGGAGGGGAGCUCGUGAAUGUAUUCUUAUCCAGAAAUGACUUCACAAUCCUACAAAACAUGACCCACCUUUCUUUCCUGCAAUAUCACAUAUUGUUCGUGUUAGUGUAUGUGUUCUCCUGACAAACUUCUCUGUUUUAUAAUGACUAAUGUGCAUUCAAUUUUAGUCAAAACUAUUACCUCACCCAAUAUUAUGUUCAUUAUAUUUCUGUUUUAAUUUUUGUUUAAUAUUGUUUUAACAUGUACACAGCCCUUGUUAAAGUGUAUUUACGAAUCUUGUUAAAAGUUGUUGUUAUAUAUAGUGUUGUUAGAUCUAUGUUAACGAUGACGGAAUACAAUAAAAAAUACAAAUUAUA
Molecule: messenger RNA, 1567 nt
Organism: Mya arenaria
Lineage: Eukaryota; Metazoa; Mollusca; Bivalvia; Myida; Myidae
Product: homeobox protein unc-4 homolog
Exons: 3
Coding region: 1-1230 (409 amino acids)
Biological process (GO): regulation of DNA-templated transcription
Molecular function (GO): sequence-specific double-stranded DNA binding; DNA-binding transcription factor activity, RNA polymerase II-specific
Source: RefSeq, a predicted model, not a curated record